Molecule: messenger RNA, 885 nt
Organism: Spodoptera littoralis (African cotton leafworm)
Lineage: Eukaryota; Metazoa; Arthropoda; Insecta; Lepidoptera; Noctuidae
Source: the annotation of a GenBank genome assembly
AUGGCUUCCGUCGGUGCUGUAACCCGUAUUUUGUUGGGAAAACAUGUGGUGAGCAGAGUGGCGGCCACCAAUUCCGGUUCUAUUAAAUUCUAUAGCACUGCACCAGCAUAUGAAAACAUCAAAGUGGAAGUAGUUGGCAGCAAGAAGAAUGUAGGUCUGAUCCAGCUGAACAGGCCUAAGGCCCUGAAUGCCCUGUGCGGCCCACUCUUCGUGGAGCUCGGUCAGGCAGUGAGAGACUUCGACGCUGAUGAAAAGAUCGCUGCUAUUGUCAUUACAGGCAAUGAGAAAGCUUUCGCGGCCGGUGCUGACAUCAAGGAGAUGCAGAACAACACUUUCAGUCACAACACGAAGAAGGGUUUCCUCAAAGACUGGGAGGAUGUCUCUAACUGCGGCAAACCCAUCAUCGCAGCUGUCAAUGGAUUUGCUUUGGGUGGUGGAUGCGAAUUGGCUAUGCUCUGCGAUAUUAUUUACGCUGGCGAGAAGGCCAAAUUCGGGCAGCCAGAGAUCAACAUUGGAACCAUUCCCGGGGCUGGUGGCACCCAACGUUUACCCAGAUACGUUGGCAAGUCCAAGGCAAUGGAAAUUGUUCUCACUGGCAACUUUAUUGACGCUGUCGAAGCCGAAAGAAUGGGUCUCGUGAGCCGUGUGUUCCCAGUCGACAAACUGUUGGAGGAGACAAUCAAAUUGGCUGAGAGGAUUGGUACCCAUUCCCCACUGAUCGUAAAGAUGGCCAAGGCAGCAGUCAACCAAGCUUACGAGACUACCCUUAAGUCAGGCCUACAGUUCGAGAAAGCUUACUUCUAUGGAACCUUUGCUACGGAGGACCGCAAAGAAGGUAUGACGGCGUUCGUCGAGAAGAGACCACCAAACUUCAAGAAUGAAUAA